AUGGAAACUGCUGCACUACCCAUGGCCAUGCAAUCGCCCGUUCCUUGCAGAGGAUUUUCGGCGAGCUUGCCGGCACAGCCGCGGCCAUUUGCAUGCCGUUGGGGGCACACAGAAGUGAAAUCUAGAGAACGGGAUCUUCGAAGUCCACUUGCCUUCUUCAUCCUUGCCUUGUCUGCGUCUGGCUAUCGAGCAGAUGUUCGCUCGAGAGGGCGCAAGCAAUCAGCAGUCUCUCACAGAGGCAACGCCGUUCGGCUGUCGAGUCAAUCAACCAGUGUUGCACCUGUUCCUCCAGUGUCGGGUGGCCUUCGGAGACUAUGGUCUUGUGCGACAUUUUCUUGGGUCAGUGCGCUGAUGCGCCGUGGGAACAGACCACCUCCUAUUGAAACCCUUCAGCUCCUGCCUGCACCUCGUGAUAUGCGAGCCGCGGACCUAGCACGCGAGCUCUCUUCGGCGCUCCUGGAGACUUCUUGGCGGGCUGCCCACGGCAAGAGCCACGCUGCACAUCCACAGGAACCAGAAGGGCUAAGCCGGCUAAGCCAUUUCCAGCUGCGUAAUGCACUACUGCACUUGCACCGGGGGCGCAUCUUUAGCACCGGCGUGCUCCGCUUUGUCAACACCUUGGUGCAAUUUUUGCCUGCACUGUUUUUGGGGCCUCUACUCCGAGCAGUACAACAAGGAAACUUUGUAGCUGGAAGGAAUUCUGCACUGGCCCUUUUUGCGGUCCUGUGCCUGAAGACAGUGAUUGAGAACCAGUUCUUUCACCAGACAACAGUAAUGGCCACGCGUGUCCGAGCAAUGUUGCAGGCCUCGAUUUACGAGAAGAGCUUGCGCUUACAUGAGGCUGUUGCUGCCGUGCCUCCCGUCACACUCAUGCAAGUAGACACAGGGAAGGUGGAGGAGUUGACGUAUUCGCUGCACACUCUUUGGGAUGGCAUUUUUCAAGUAGUUGGCUACUCGGUGCUGUUGUGGUGGUACCUUGGUUUGGCUGGUUUCGCUGGCAUAGUGAUUCUCGUUGUCUUCAUGCCUUUCAAUGCCAGUCUCCAACGCCAGCUCUCUGGACUGAAUAAGUCCUGCCUGCAAACGACAGAUGCCCGAGUCUCAAAGACGGCAGAGAUCCUGAACGGCAUCCGAGCUUUGCGCCAAAUGGGCUGGGAGGAUGUCUUCGAGCGUACCAUCCGUCGGCUCCGUGACUCCGAGUUAACGGCGCAGCGGAAAAGGGAUACUGUGGGAGCCUAUCUGCUGUCCUACUUCAGUGCACUUCCCCCCUUCAUGAUCGCGGUCGUGUUGCUGGCAUACGUUGCAGGCCAAAGGGCCAGCUUCAACGCAGCCAUGAUCUUCACGGCAUUGUCACUUCUGAACCAGAUCCGAUUCCCAUUGCUGUUUUACCCCAGUGCCUUGAAUGCCUUGGCAGAGGGGCAGGCAGCUUUGAAGCGAAUCGCCGGCUUCCUUUGCUUGGAAGAGGCUGCCGCACCACGGCCGCCGAUGUCGGAGGAUGCCCAGCUGCCACUGCUGCUGGUGCCGGGCAGCUAUCGCAUUGGAAAGGAUCACGCAGCAGGCCACGAGGGCCACAGUGCCCCGACGCUCGCCGUCUCCGAGCACUUGAGUGUCGCACAUGGCGAGCUGGUGGGCGUCCUCGGCCCCGUCGGCUCCGGCAAGUCCACCCUCUUGCGAGCCUUCCUUGGGGAGCUGCCCGGCACCUCCUUGCCCGCGCCGCCGCAGAACGUAGCAUACUGUUCUCAACAGCCGUGGAUUCCAGAAGGGCGAACGCUCCUCGAAGUGGUGGCUGGGGUGUGGAUGGACGAGACGGCGCCUUUCGUGCCCGACGUGGACUAUGGCGCAUUCUCCAGAGCCCUGUCCGCAGCUGCCGUGGACUUUGCCGAGAUGAACGAUGAGGUGAGUGCGACAUCCUUGAGUGGGGGCCAGCAAGCUCGGUUGGCUCUUGCCAGGGCGAUGUACCAAGCAGAAAUUGGCAGUGUCUGUGCUUGCGUGCUGGACGAUGUGACGGCGGCCUUGGAUCCGCAAGUCACCCUUCAAGUGAUUAACAACUGUCUGAAUGGUCCCUUGCAGGAUAUGGCCACACUGCUAGUUUCCAGUGACCCUGGACCGUGGCUGCAGCGCUGCGACCGAAUUAUCGUCAUGUCGUCCAGCUCAGAUUCUGGGUCCUUUCAGCUGCAAGUCGACUUCGCAGGCAGCUACGCUUCUUUGGCUCAGUCAGGCAGGCUCGAGCUAUCCUUGCCGCAAGCACAGCCAGAGCCCACGGUCGCAGUCGCUGAGGAAGAGGCAGAAGUCAGUGAGCUCAAGGAAAGCUUUGAGGCUUCGACAGAGGUCUCAGAAGAGGGCUCUGAGGGCACGGUGGAGAAGCCGAAGAGCAAACAGAUCACUGCGGAGGAGGCAAGGGCCUCCGGUGCAGUGCCUUUGAAACUUUAUGCUCGCUACUUCCAAAGUGCCCGAAGCCCACUUCUCCUGGGCCUCGCAGUUGCUGCGGUGAUUGCAAGCUAUGGGGCGACAGCUGCCCAACAAUGGUGGAUCGGCUUGUGGACGGCCGAUGCUACCAUGAAGCGCGGCUUGGGCUACUACAUGCUGGGCGUAAUCUUCUGGGGCUUGCUGGCCUCUGGCUUGACCUUUGGACGAUCUUUGCUGAUAGCAGCAUUUUCCCGAAGGGCCUCACGAGCAGUUCACGACGAUCUCUGCGAGAAGGUCUUGGUGAGGGCAUCGACUUCCCACUUUGACCGCAAUCCCUCCAGCCGUUUGCUGCAAAAUUUUUCGAAAGAUCUGGAGCAGAUCGACAACAGCCUCCCUAACAGCCUACGGUCAGCAGUGUCCAGCGUCACAACACUUGCUGGAGCUGCGGUCACGAUCGUCUUGGCCACCCCGAGCUUCACGGUGAUCAUGUUGCCCCUGCUCUGGUUGUACACGCGUUCCCUGCAGUACUACCGACCCGUCGCUCGAGAGCUGAAGAGGCUCGAGCCCCUGGCGAGGUCUCCGGUCUACGCGGAGCAGGCAGCCGCCGCCUCGGGCGUCAUCACCAUCCGCAAGCUGGGCCUCGGCAACGUCAUGGCCGCACGGGCCUUGCGCGCCAUCGACUCGAACACAGCCGUGUCCUUUGCUGCCAAGGCGGUGGAUCGAUGGUUUUCGCUUCGGAUGGAACUGCUUGGGAACCUCAUCGUGUUGGCAGCUGCGCUUCUAAGCUUGUGGACUGGGGCCAAUGCUGGCGCCUGGGCAGCGGCUCGGGCAGCCAUCGCUGUAACUCAGGCACUGUCCGUUUGUGGCCUGCUGAAUUGGACUGUGCGGACCAUUGCCCAGACCGAGACCAGCUUUACGUCCUUUCAGCGUAUCUCUGACUCGCUGUCUGCAACGGAGCUUGAAGCCUCCCGUGAGCUGCCGGCUGACGCGAAGCUUCCCAGUGCCUGGCCUGUCAGCGGAAGCAUCUCCUUCGAGGAUGUGUCCUUCAGCUAUCGCAAGCACUUGCCUCCUGUUCUGCGGGGCCUCUCCCUUGACCUCGCUGCGGGCAAGCGCAUUGGGGUAGUUGGGAGGACGGGCAGCGGGAAGUCCACAUUGCUGCGACUGCUGCUGCGUACGGUGGAAGUUUCAGAGGGAUCAGUGAAAGUGGAUGGUGUGGACCUCCGCCAAGUUGGGCUGGCCCGCCUCAGGUCCUCUGUGACUGCCAUCCCCCAGGACAACUUCCUGGUGACGGGCACGGUUCGUGAGAACGUAGAUCCUCGAGGUAGCUACAGCGACGAGGAAGUCCGGCAUGCACUGCAGGCGGCCUCGCUUGGUAAUUGGGAUUUGGAGCGUCGAGUCUCUGCUUCCGGCGGAAUCUCGCCGGGAGAGAAGCAACUCAUCGGUGUAGCACGGGCCGUCCUCCGGAAGUCGAGGAUUGUGGCUCUGGACGAGGUCACCUCACGAGUAGAUAAGGGUACGGAUGAGAAGGUGCAGUCAGCACUCAAGCGGCUGCCGGAAGGAACAACCUUACUGGUGGUCUCGCACAGACUCGCCACCUUGCAGGACUACGACACUGUCGUGGUACUCGGUGACGGUCAUGUGGUUGAGAUAGGCAAUCCGAAGGAUUUGGAAAGCAAUCCAGAAUCUCAGUUUGCGAGCAUGCUCGCAGCCGAGCGGAGCGGGGAGAUCUUUUAA
Symbiodinium sp. CCMP2592 is the source of this 4137-nucleotide messenger RNA. The record is from the annotation of a GenBank genome assembly. Lineage: Eukaryota; Dinophyceae; Suessiales; Symbiodiniaceae.